AUUAACCAGUGUAACUUAUUUACCAUAACCAUUCGAGAAAUCAUUCGAUGUUGGAAGCAUGAUGAAAAUGUCGUUGACACUUAUGACAUACAUAACAGUUCAUGUAUUAUUGGUAUCCGGCUUUGACAAUUAUCAAGAGAUUCUUAUUCGAGUUAACCAGUUACCAGAGAUCGUGAAUCUCUUCAAAACAUCGCCAAAUACAAUAGGCAAUGCUGUAAAAAUAUUGGAUCAAUCAUUUGAUUUUUCUACUGCCAUAGAAACUGAUGGAUUAUCAGACUCGGAUUUGGUUAAAAGCAAUGUGACGAUAUCUCCACCCGUCGUUCCUGUGUUAUCCAACUUGUGCAUGAAUCAGACAGAAGCGGUUUUUAAGGCUCUACUAGAAGGGCAGAACUGGGCUGAAAGAAUGAUAGAUGCAGCAGCCAAACCUCCAGCUGAUCUCCUUGGUGGUGAUAUCACAUGGUUAGGUGAUUAUGACGAGUGUCUUGCUAUACAUAGUAAUCUGACAGAAAAUAUGGAAAUUGCACCAUUUGAUGGGGAAUAUUGUUUGGUUGGAAUACCAAUUCCUGUCAAAACCAUUCCUAAUCCACUAGUUGCUGGUCAGUACAUGUUAAGGUUAGGUGUGUGUGUUCCUGAUGGAUGUUCAGAGACUGAUACAUUAAUAUUGAUUAACACAGUGCUGUCAAAAAUUCCCAAUAAUACUAUGCUGGCUGCAUCAGUUCAGUGCCAAAAUCCAGACAGAGAGUUUGAUACUAGAGCAACUGUUGUAAUAGUGAUAGUGUCACUGUUCAUAACAGUUAUGGUAAUUGGUACUGUGUAUGAUGUUCUUUACAUACAAUGGCCAAAGUCAAAGGUCCAGACAAUGGCUGGCUUACUAAAUGGGGAAGUUACAGAAAACUAUCAAUAUAAAAUAACAGCAGAAGAAGACACGCCAUUGAUUAGAGAUAAAACGACACUGGAAUACAAACCUGGUUUACUUGGAAAACUCUUACUUUCAUUCUCCAUUUAUACAAAUGGUGCUAAAAUUUUGAGUACUGAUCAAUCAGCUGGAAGUUUGAAUGCAGUGAAUGGAAUUAGAUUCAUUAGUAUGUCAUGGGUCAUUUUGGGACAUACCUAUGGAAUUUUUACAUCAAUUUCUGAUAACAUGCUUCCAUUUACUAUACUGAUGUUUAAGAGAUGGUCUUUUGGAGCAAUACUGAAUGCCUUAGUGUCUGUUGAUACAUUUUUCACUCUCAGUGGGCUCUUGUUAACUUACUUAAUAAUGAAGGAGCUGAAGAGAAAAGAUGGGAAGAUAAAUUGGUUUAUGUUUUAUUUCCAUAGAUUCUGGAGAUUAACUCCACCAUAUAUGUUAGUCUUGAUGGUAUAUGUGUCAUUAUUUCCUUACAUUGGAAGUGGUCCUCUUUGGAAAAAAGAUGGAAUGGAAGUCAACUAUUGUAAGGAUGCUUGGUACUACAAUUUCCUUUAUAUAAACAACUUUGUCAAUCUUAAAGACACAGGUUCACAGUGUAUGGCAUGGACAUGGUAUCUAGCCAACGAUAUGCAGUUUUUUGUUAUCAGUCCACUAAUUAUCAUUCCACUUUUCUUCUCUAAGGCAAUAGGUGGUAUUGUGAUGUUUGUGUUUUUGUUGGGAUCAUGGAUUACAACAGGAGUAAUAUCAAAAACAUACAACAUGAAACCAACUCUUGUAGCAGGAGGUGACUUCUUUCCCUACUUUGAUUACUACUACAUCAAACCAUACUGCCGUAUAGGACCCUAUUUAAUGGGAAUGUUUACAGGAUAUGUGCUAUACAGAACAAACUGUAAAUGUCGGAUAAACAGGUAUGUCAACCUGUUUGUAUGGAUAGUAGCUGCAGGACUAGCUAUAAUUAUUCUGUAUGGAUUGUAUGAUGAAAUGAAUGGUCAUCCAAUGUCUGUAGAUGUUGCAGCAUUGUAUAACACAGUUCACAGAACAUUAUGGGGAGCUUGUGUGUGCUGGGUUAUAUUUGCCUGUGCCACUGGAAAUGGAGGUUUUGUGAACACUAUUUUAUCCUGGAAAGCAUUUGUUCCUCUGAGUAGACUGACAUACUGUGCAUAUCUGAUACAUCCAAUUAUUAUGUAUUAUUUCAGCAAUGUACAAAGGAAAUUUCUCCAUUUCUCAGAUCUGACAGUUAUGUAUCUGUUUUUACCAAACAUGUGUCUGUCAUAUGCUGCAGCAUUCAUAGCCUCGUUAGCUUUUGAAUCACCUAUGAUGGGACUUGAAAAAGUCAUCUUUAGACGUGGAGAGAAGAAAGAUUAACAGCUCAAUUACAUUAUAGGAAUACAAAUUUCAGAGAUUUUAGUUUGUUAAAAGAUAGAAUAUUUUUCAUCCUGUAUAAGCAGUUUUAAACUUUUUUUUAUGAUUUUUUUGCAUUUUAAAAUCAUUUUUUUAAGGAGCUCAGUGAAACUUUAAAAAAAUUACAAGGCACGAAAUAAUGAUAAAAAUUUUUUUCAUAUUUUUAUGUAAAACAUUAAAGUAGAUAUCACAGUAGAAACGUAUGAGUAUAUUCAAGAAACAACUUCAUAUUUGGUGAAAAUAUGAUCCAGUAUAAUAACUCUGUUCAAUUAAAAGGUGUUUAUUGUUUCUUGAAUGUGCUCAAGGUGUCUUAGGGCAAACAUUUCUUGAAAAUAUGUGAAGAAUUAGCUUAUUUCAUUAUGAUGUCACUGCUAUGACAUAAUAUUGAAAAUUCUGCAUUUUUUAUUCAUUUUCUGUUAUCUUCCAUAUUUUUAUUUAUUUUAUGUAUUUUUGAAGAUGUUAACAAAUACCAGUGGAUUCUUAGACCAUAAAAAGGCCUUAAUGCUCCAAUUUCUUUGGGGGCAAACCUGCAAUAUUUAUAUGGGAAAUAAGUGAAUUUAAAAAAAAAUCAGCUAAAGCUUGUUUUGAACUCAAAAUGUUUGUCAUAUAUAAAUAAAGGAAAGGUCAACUCUGUAAUAAUCAGAUAUGAACUACCAGUUGAAUGACAGGUUCAGUUGAUGCAACUACAUGCUAGAUGUUACUCUGAUUUGUCUUAGUUUUUAUCUCCAUCUGUUGCAAUUCAUUUAAAAUUCAGACUCAAUUGCAACUUGUUGGUCAAUUCAAAUUGCAGAACUGGUCAGAUAUUUUACAAAGCUGCUCAAAUCAACUCUGUAAAGCGUGGUCACAUUUUGCUCAUUUCGCAUGGUAACACUUCAUGCUUUCAUGCUGCUUCAUGUGUUUUUAUGCUGUUCUAGUAGGUAUUUACAUUACAGAAAAAGCAUAAAACUGUUGGAAGACUGUGGAGAUGUUUUAUAGAAAAGAGACAGAUAUUUGUUUUUGUAAUUUGAGUUAUCUCCCUUGUCAUAAAACCAUUUUCUGAUAUAUUUUGAUGGUGCAUUUUAAAUUUUCUUAUCAAGCAGAUGAGGCAAAUUGCUUUAUCUAAUUGAAAAAAAUGCAAUAUGUGAACCCUAGGACACAGGCGGCUCAGAAAAAUAUGUUGAUCUAUUUAUUAGUUUCUGUGAAACAAAACUAUAUUGUAAAUAUUAACACUAUAUUGUAAAUAUUAACACUAUAUUGUAAAUAUCAACAAAUAUCCCCAAAAUUUUAAUCAGUUAAGUAAAGUAACUUCCCAUUAAAUACAGAAAUUAAUGAAAGGAAUUAAUUUCAAAGGAAGAAAAUUCACUAAAAAUGACAAACGAAUGAAAAGAAGUGUAAAAUCAGAUAAAUAAGAGCUCUAAGGCAUCUGUUCCCAUUGUUUUAUUGACUAUUUAGACAACUUCAGAAUUCAGUUGGAAUGCCUGCAUGUAGUCUUUUUUAAAGUCACUUCUUUUAAAAUGUAAUAAGUGUUGAUUGUUUAAAAAAGAUAGCUUUACCAAUUAGAGGGAAAUCAAAAUUUUGUGCACUGUUGGGUAAAAUUAAUAGUGCCUUCUGACACCACCAUCCCGCCCCCUAACAGUCUUGAUAUUAUGUAAGGCCAACCAAUAAUAUCUUAUUCCAACAAGAGACUGAAUUAAACUUGCUAAAAGGUAAUCUUGUGGAAAACAGAUUUCAAAUGAUAAAAUUGAGAAUGGAAAUGGGGAAUGUGUCAAAGAGGCAACAACCCGACCAAAGAGCAGAAAACAGCCCAAGGCCACCAAUGGGUCUUCAACACUGUCACAGCGAGAAAUCCUGCAACCAGAGGUGAGCUUCAGCUGGCCCCUAAACAAAAAUGUGUACUAGUUUAGUGAAAAUGAACAUCACACUAAACUCUGAAACAUAUAAAUGAACUAGAAUUAAAAAUAAAACAUAAAAGACUAACAAAUGCCAGAGGCUCCUGACUUGGGACCUGACUUCAAAUGAUGUCAUGACAACAUUGAGCACUCAUUGUGAAAUCUCCCCAAAAAUUUAAUGUUGCAGAGAGUGAUACAAGUAUUGAAAUUUCAGAAGCACUUAGAAACACAUCAUAUUUAUAUCUGCUGUCUCACUUUAAAAAUAUAGUAAAUGUCCUUAUAAAGUUUGUAUAGAUUUGGUUCAUUGGAUUGUUUUAUGUGAAUUUUAUUUAGUAAUAUUUUACUUUUUUUUAUAUCUUGUUGAUUUUUAAAGUUUUAAACAUUAUGAUGUUGUGAUAUAUAUUGUAUGAACUAUGUUAUUAUGAUGUAGAUAGUUAAUAAUAUAUUGUAACUGGUAUUGUCAUAAUCAGAAAUACCACCAAUCUUUUACAUGAUUGUUCUGCGAUAUAUGUAUUUAUAUAUUUACCUGAAUUUAUGUCCCCUCAGGAAUAUAUUAGAGUCUUUGAAAAUGACCCAUAUAAACUUUAUUGUUAGACAUGUAUGAGGUUGUUGUUUAUUAUGGAUGGGCAGAUAAAAGGACAGAUACCUGAUAGAAAGUCAUGGUUUAAGUAUUUUGCUAGGUUGUUCAUAAUUAUGCUCCCACCGUAGCGGAGGGGGCAUUAAGUUUUACCCUUGUCCGUCCGUAUGUACGUCCGAACGUACGUCUGUAUGUCCCAAAGUUGGUUUCCAUUCUCUAACUUAAGUUUGCCUCAACCAAAUUUUAUGAAACUUAUACACAAUGCUUAUUACCACAAAACACAGAUCAAGUUUGAAUUUUGGUGGCAUCACUUUAACCGUUCUAGGGUUAUGCUCCUUUACAAAUGGUAAAAUUGCUGAAUUUUUCGGUUCUGUUCUCUAAUAGAUAUAAGAAGAUGAGGUAUGAGUGUCAAUGAGACAACUCUCCAUCCAAAUCAAAAUUUAUAAAAGUAAACCAUUAUAGGUCAAAGUACGGUCUUCAACACAGAGUCUUGGCUCACACCGAACAGCAAGCUAUAAAGGGCCCCAAAAAUUACUAGUGUAAAAACCAUUCAAACAGGAAAACCAACGGUCUAAUCUAUAUAAAAAACGUGAAACACUUAUGAACCACAUCAACAUUGGACAACUACUGAACAUCAGAUUCCUGACUCAGGACAGGUGCAAACAAUUGCAGCGGGUUUAAACGUUUUAAUGGUACCAAAACUUAACCCUUAUCUGAAACAAUAGUGUAACAUCACAACAUAAAAAGACACACUAUAAAAUAUCAAUUGAAAUGGCUUAACUCAAUCAAAAGACAUAUUAACACCAGUGAACAGACACUUAACAAAUAAAUUUGAUCUAUGAUACAAUGUAAAUACAAAAUAAAUAAACUAACUUUAGUUUGCCUUAACCAAUUGUUAUGAAACUUAUACACAAUGCUUACUACCACAACAUACAGAUCAAGUUUGAAUUUUGGUGGUGUCACUUUUACAAAUGGAAAAAUCGCUGAAUUUUUCGUUUCCGUUCUCUAACUUCAGUUAGCCUCAACCAAAUGUUAUGAAACUUGUACACAUGCUUACUACCAGAAAAUACAGAUCAAGUUUGAAUUUUGGUGGUGUCACUUUUACUGUUCUAGAGUUAUGCCCCUUUACAAAUGGAAAAAUUGCUGAAUUUUUGUUUCCGUUUUCUAACUUAAGUUUGCCUCAACCAAAUGUUAUCAAACUUAUACAUAAUACUUAUUACCACAAAACUCAGAUCAAGUACAAAUUUGGAUAGCGUCACUUUUACCGUUAUUCAGUUAUGUCCCUUUAUAACUUUAUAUGAUAUGCAAGUGGGGGCAUCAUCUGUGUCCCAUGGACACAUUCCCCAUUUAUUUAUUUUUUAAAUUUCAGAGUAAAUAUUUUAUGUACAUUCCUAAACACUUGAUUUUUAUACUUCAUUAGUAUUUCUUUUGAAAAUAUUUGAACAGCCCAUUUUCCCAUCACGCUACAUUAUUGGCAUACAAAUUAUAAGUAUUUUAGUCAAUGCUUUUUAACCAACAUUUGGAAGUGGAAACUAUAAAAUUUUUGGUUUAUAGAAUUACAUAUAUUCUAAUGAAUAUGUCUAACAAGUUGAACCAUGAUAACCUUUGUUGGUGUAAAAUAUCCUAUUUUGAUAGUGGUUAAUAUGUAUUGGUGAAUUAAAUUCUUUAUCUAUGGUAAAAAUGUGAAGAAAACAUACUGUCCAAUAUAGUAAUCUGAAAGAAGAAGUUGGGAAAGUGGCCAGUAAUUUGAGCAGUUUGAAGUAUACACAUUAGAUAGUGCCAUAGAAAAGCAUAUUAUAUUUUUAACAUGUUUGUAUGUUUCUUCAUCUUUAUAAUUAUAAUGUAACAUCUGUUUGCUAUUUAAAUAUUAUUUGUGUGAAACAACCUGAAAGGGAACAACCAUUUGACUCUAUAGAGUGAUUAUGUUUUUCAUCAUAAAUUUCUAUUGCUGAUUUUAUUAUGAAAAAUAACAAAUUAUUUACUUGAAAAUUAAACAGACACAGAAGGGAAGCCCACACCUGCAGAUUUGCCCUAUUUUCUCCAUUUCAAUGUUUUAUGAUUAAAUUUUGGCUCAAACUGCCCCUUUAACAUGACAGGAUAUGCAGAAUCAUGAAAUCAGUAUCAAACAGUUAACCUCCAAAAUUAUAGAGAGCCCUUAGAGCAAAAUAAUGAGAUUUGGCAUGUAAUAUAAUGGCCCACCAGUCCAUGGUAAGGGUAACUUAAUGUGUAUAUUUAAAUUAUGCUGGAAAAGUUUUCUUCUGUAGAUGUCAAAUUUUAAGACUUAAUGUUUGUAUUACAUUUCUCAUUCAUAUUUAUACCCAACAUCUCCUUUUAUUCUUAUACAUAUUUACAUUUUGAUCAAUUUAAUCACAAUAGUCCUUCCUUUUAAGUUCAGUGAAUAUAGAAACAACAUGCAUAUAUGUGUAUAGUUAGAAAAGGUGUUUCUUAUAUGAUAUCCUUUUAAAAGAAACCAUACCUGUCAAUGGAUCUGAAAGUUUCUUGAUGUGACCCUGUAAUUAACAGAUUCAUCCAAGAUUUAUGACCCUUCCGCUUUUGUGAAAUAAGAUACUAAAAUCUUGCAGAUUCAUUCAGUGAAGUAUUUUAUUUGUUAAACCUUUGUUGGUGAGAGCCUUCUGAGUUUUAACCCUCCAAACAGGAGUGAUUUAUCAACUGUGGUUUUUUUUUAUAUUUGGUUCAAGUAGAAAGUUUAACUUGCUCACAAGUUUAUGUUGUUUGGAAAACGCCCCACUUUAAACAAAUAUUAAAAGCAUUUGUAAAGUGAUUAACUAAUCAAUGUCCCUCCCAAACCAAGGUCAGUUAAGAUAAUUGAGAAGUUUACAUACUUGACUAUUGUACCUACCUAUUUAUUUAGAACAUUUGAAACAUUGGCAGCAAGUGUUAGGUCACAAAUUCAUUAAUUUCCCAAUGUUCAUUAUAUUUAAAUCAGAUUCCUUCCAUCCAUCAGUGUUUUUGUCCCAAAAUAUUGCUAUACUCAGUGGUGCAUUUUCAGAUUCACAGCUCAUUAACUUCCUGUUUACUAAAUACUUAUAGAUUUAUACACAUAAUGACCAAGCAGGAUUUUUUUUUCUUCUCAGGAACAACAAAUUGGGCUUUCUGAAAUUAGGAAACAAGCUCCAUGUGAGCAUGCUUUAUUGUGUGAUGUGUUUUCACACCCAUCACUCAUCAACUUCCUGAUUACCAAAUACUUACAGCAACAGCUCACAGUUUAACUUUUAUUAAUUUUAGUAUAUACAGCAAACUUUUUUUGUAAUUCUUUAGAUCUGGUUUGUUCUUUGUACAGCUGAUUAUUUGUAAAAUGAAGUUAAGCAUGAGACUUUUAUUUAAGAUGUUUUAUUGACAUCAAGUCAUUGAAGAUCUGGCACAUGUUCUUCUUUGUGUAUUUUUAGUUCAAGAUAUGAAAAGUAUGCUUCAUAUAGUUAUCUGUAUGUAGAGCUCAAAAGAGGAGAAUAAGUUACGUUUAGUAUGGCUAUAAGUUACUUUUAGUAUGGCUAUAAGUUACUUUUAGUAUGGCUAUAAGUUUGAUGACUAGAGUAUCUCUGUGCUCAUUGGAAACUUGGAUCUUCAUUUUAUAUAAAAAAAAUUUAAGAAAAAUUCUGUUUUGUUUGUGUUUUAAUUAUGAUCUUUCCUUUUGAUGACCUAUCUGUAGAUAUUUAUACCAGUAUAAAUGGAAUAAAAAUAUACAAAAGUC
This is a messenger RNA of Mytilus californianus (California mussel), 8462 nucleotides long. Its product is annotated as nose resistant to fluoxetine protein 6-like. The transcript has 15 exons. The coding region runs from base 59 to 2272 and encodes 737 amino acids. The record is from RefSeq and is a predicted model, not a curated record. Gene Ontology annotation, molecular function: acyltransferase activity, transferring groups other than amino-acyl groups. NCBI's taxonomy places the organism in Eukaryota, Metazoa, Mollusca, Bivalvia, Mytilida, Mytilidae.